Messenger RNA from Guillardia theta CCMP2712, 510 nucleotides. RefSeq lists its product as hypothetical. The transcript has 7 exons. The coding region runs from base 1 to 510 and encodes 169 amino acids. Lineage: Eukaryota; Cryptophyceae; Pyrenomonadales; Geminigeraceae. The record is from RefSeq and is a predicted model, not a curated record.
AUGAAGCGACCACGACCCGCGCCUCCGAAGCGGAACAAGGCGGUGGAUAGAGGGAAGACGAAGGAGCUGCUGGACUGUCUUGACUGCCUGGUGCCUGUGAGGGAAAGGCCGCUCGCUGAAGAGAAAGGCAAGCUUGAAUCUCGACGAACGGUCCUUCAGCUGUAUGAGGACUGCAUCGUUCAUAUCAAAAGCAUAAUGAACAAGGAUGCUGGUACAGGAAGAGGCAUGCGAUGCUCCCGCUACCAGAAGCUCUGGUUCUGUUUUUCAUGGGGACGUGCUACGGAAUGGGAUGAGCUCGAGCCGUUGAUGGGUUUGUUGGGGUUCAGUUUUACUUUCCCGUUCAUCACUCUAAGGGUUCCUUCGCUGGUAGUUGAAUCUGCGAGCCAGAUGGUGCAGUACUGGUAUAGGAACUCUCCUUUUCGCACUUUGAGGGGGCAGAACAUACUGCAUUUCAUAGACUAUUCAGAUCGUUGGAAGGUUGAGAAGCGGAGGAACCUGGUUGACAGCUGA